Molecule: messenger RNA, 3929 nt
Organism: Patiria miniata (bat star)
Lineage: Eukaryota; Metazoa; Echinodermata; Asteroidea; Valvatida; Asterinidae
Product: piggyBac transposable element-derived protein 1-like
Exons: 1
Coding region: 526-3075 (849 amino acids)
Source: RefSeq, a predicted model, not a curated record
CCCUAACAGCCCAUAACCAAUCAAACUCCAACAGUAGGUUAGUGUUUGAAUUUGUGGCAUUGGGUACUGGUCACUUGCUAUGUUGUGUUUGAUUUUGAUUUAUUGUGUACUGUAGGUCUGCUGGCACCCUGUUGAAUUCUGAUUGAUUAUGUACUGUACCGGUAGGCAUGUAUUGAUGAUUGAUUCCCCACUCCAACUACUGGUAAGGGGAGUCCCUGCCCUGACCCUGCCCCGACCCUGCCUGGAGAGACCCCCGGGGAACCACACAGCAUUGCCUGAUGCUGGGGCUAGGUUGCUGGGGCUGGGUUGGCUAUACAUGUACAUUCUCCAUGAUAUGGAAAAAGUUUCAGACCCAACCAUUUUGUGUAGGGGUUUCUUAUCUUGAAUAGGUUGAAAUUAUAUUGAAUAUUAUAUUUUUGGAGAUUAUGUAAUAAUGGAAAGCAUUCUCAUUGAAAUGGUAAGUAUGUAUUAUAUAAUAAUAUGUAAUAAUUACCAUAACUAAGACAAAAUUUUCUAUAAAAGCUGAUGUUUUCUGUGGCUCAUCCCCAGUCACACAUUGACUAUCGUACGAUCAUGAGCUCUCGGGAAGUGAGAAGUUUGCAGCAUAGCCUCACUAGUGAGGAGCGUGAGGUGUUUGUCAAGAUGUCUGAGAAAAGAAAACCAACUCGACUAAACUACGAGGAUGGAGGAGAAGCAGUGGGGAAGAAGAGAGAGAAAAAAGGAGUUUCACCCACGGCUAAAGGAAAGGGGAAAGGCAAGGAGAAAGGCAAGGAGAAAGGCAAGGAGAAAGGCAAGGAGAAAGGCAAGGAGAAAGGCAAGGAGAAACGCAAGGAGAAACGCAAGGAGAAAGGCAAGGAGAAAGGAAAGGGGACAGGACAGGAGAAAGGAAAGGGGAAAGCCAAGGCCCCACUCUCCAGCUGCAGAGACACUGCACUGUAUGAGGAUGAGACACUGCGAUUGAGAGCUGCUAUUCGUGCAAGUAUGAAUGAAGCUGGCAUCAGCAUGGGAAAGGUGUACAGAGCCGUGGCGGAGACAUCAUCUAGUGAUGAAGAGGAUUUCUUGGAUAGGGCCGUGGCAGAAGCAAGGUCUAUUUCCCCAUCAACCCUUGCAGCUGAGAUGGGAAGAGAUAGGGAGGAGGAGACAGGAGAGGAGCCAUGGGAGGAGACAGGAGAUUGGGAGGAGACAGGCAGAGAGAAGGGAGAGAGAGAGGAGACUGGCGGAGAGGAGACAGGCGGAGAGGAGACAGAGAGAGAGGAGACGGGCGGAGAGGAGACAGACAGCGAGGAGACAGGAGAGGAGGAAGAGGUUGCUGGACCAUCCAGACAAAAGCCCCCUUCAAAGAAGAGACGGACAGAGGUCCAGCCGGAUUCUGACAAUGAUCCCGACCCCCCCUCUGCAUACCAGGAUGACUACCCUCCGGAUGAACUGGGAUGGACCCGCUACCUGGACGACAUCACCAUCAGAGGAUUCAAGGGGAAGAAACCGCAAGGGCCCACCUUUAGGAAGAAGUCCUCACCAUUGAAGUACUUCCUCAAGUUCUUCCCUUUGAUCCUCUUCACCAACAUAGUGAAGUGGACUAACAAGAAACUGUCCUCAAGCCAUCUGCCCAGGACUUCACUGCACGAGAUCAAGGCGUGGUUUGGGAUACACCUGCUGAUGGGACUGGUUCAGAUAAGGAACUACAAGGACUAUUGGUCUUCAAGUCCUGGGCUGAGAAACACCCUCAUCUCCAACACCAUGAAGAGACACCGUUUUGAUGUGCUGAAUCAGCACCUAGCCUGCAGUGAUCCAGCCAAGGACCCCAACCUGAUCCGCGAUGAGGCCCAUCGGUACAUGACCAAGCGAAAACAUCCACUGUACCCCCUCCAACCUGUGUGGGAUAAAGUUCGCAAGUGCUGCCUGAGGUGCUACAAUCCUGGCCGUGAGCUAACCAUCGACGAAGCCAUGAUUAAAUAUCGUGGCUUUAAAGCAAGUGUGAAGAAGUUCUUCAUGCCGUUAAAGCCGAUUCGUGCUGGCUUUAAGAUCUACGCCAUUGCAGAGUCUGCCACUGGCUUCUUCCUCAACUUCAUGGUCCAUCCUUACAGCCAGAAACCAGCGAAGAUGAACGACAUUGCCACGAGUGUUGCGAAGCACCACCUGAAUGUGUAUCAUCAUAUCUUUACAGAUAAACUAUACACUUCAGUGGGCCUAGCACGGUCACUGCAUGCCAGCCGGACCUACCUCACAGGGGCAGUCAAGAGUAACAGGAAGGGGCUGCCCUCUGACUUCACUUCAAAGAAAUCCGACCCUGCACAUAUCAAAAUGAAGCAGAUGAGGCGAGCCAGGAGAGGUACCUUCUACACAAGACAAAAUGGUCAGCUGACUGCCACCGUCUGGAAAGACAGCCGCAUCAUGAUGCUGCUCUCCACCGCGCAUCAAGGCUGGAGGGAUCCCACCAUCCACACCCUCAAGAGGAAAUGCGUAGACGACAAUACAGGGCGGCUGAAGUCAACGACCAUUCCAGCUCCUCCUCAGGCGGUCUCCUACACGCGGUGCAUGGGUGGUGUUGACAGAGGCGAUCAACUACGGUCAUACCACACAUGCGCCCGCAAGUCCCAGCACUGGUGGCGUGGAAUCCUAUACUUCCUGCUGGAUGUAGCCAGGGUCAAUGCUUGGUUGGCCUACAAGCACCACCAUCCAACCACAGAUGACAGCGAUAGCAGCAUCAGCGAUAGUGAUGCAGAGGAGACAGCAAAGGAUUCCAACACGACGACCCACUCCAAGUUUGUUCUUGAUGUGGCAGUAAGCUUGAUUGAUGGAUAUGCUGGAGGUGUCCCCCCUCGUCAAGUUACUCGCUCUCGUCCCGUUCCUGCCUACAAUAACCAAGGCCACUACUCUGCAAAGAUGCCGGGACGGAAUGCUCGUUGGUGCAGGUGGUGCAGGGAGCACAACAUCCUCACGAAGGCAGGCCUACCCAAGUCAACACGACGAGGCUGUCCAGUUUGUGGAGUCAAUCUCUGCCCAGGCCGCUGUUUCCUGAAAUACCAUAGAGCCAGUGACAUCGAGACCGACUCCACCACCACUACCACCGACUAGAACACUUCACACUUCAAAGCAGAAUAGCCAGCCAAGCUUCUUGUACUCCAGUGUUUUUUCUUCAUUUUUUUACUACCAAAGCCCACCCCUCAAAAAAAACCCACAAAAAGUAAAAGGAAAAGAAGGGGACAGAAAAUGGGCAACGAUAAUUUUGUCAUUCUUUGAACCGGUGUGUUGAAAAUGUAUACACACACAACUAAUUUUUGUUCUCCAUUUUUUUGACUACCAAAAAAACAAAAAAAACAAAAAAACAAAAAAACAAAAUUAAAAAAAAAAGGGGCAAUGAUUACAUGUAUAUAGUUAUUCUUUCAACUAGCAGCUGUGGUUGAAAGUAACAAGUGUUAGGAAAGUUAACACACACACACACAUGAGCCCCCCCAAAAAACAGUAUUUCUGUUGUGGCACAUUGAUUGAUUCCCCACUCCAACUAAGGGGAGUCCAUGACCCUGCCCUGACCCUGCCCUGGCCCUGCCCUGGCCCUGCCUGGACCAGAGACCCAAGGGGACCACACGAGCGAGCGCAAUAACUGUGGCAGUCUGCAGCUGAUUACUUGGGCAUGGGUUGGCUGUACAUCCCCCAUGAUGGAUAUGGAGAAUGAUGAAAAUGAUGCUGAUUUUGUUGGGUUAGGUACUGUCUGUGCCCACUCUUCAUACUGUGCUUAGGGCCUGCUGUACCCAAUCAAUCAGAAUCACACAGGUAAGGGCCUGUUGGAGUUUGACUUAUUGGGUAUUGUUACAGUAAGAGUACUGUUUGAGUUUGUGUGAUUGGGUACUGUGAGGCAAGAGUGUGAUUGCAAGGUGUUGGAGUUUGUGUGGUUAGGGAAGGAUACCAGCAAAAAGCUUUGGGCGGUUAGG